AUGCUUCUUCAACUCUCCUCCACUUUCCGUCCUCAACUUCUUCUUCCUCGUCAAUUCCAAUUCUCAGAUGGAGCUUUGAUUCGCCAAAUAAACUUUGGUUCAAGCAAUUUAGUGGUGAAUCUCCGGCCAUUGAUACGUUGCCAGAGAGUUAGCGGAGGCCGAGGAGGAGCUAAUCGGAGCAAACCAGCGAAGCCUCCUGUCAAAGAAGGGAGCAACAAAACAGUAAUCGAAGGUUUAGUGACUGAAUCACUUCCCAAUGGGAUGUUUCGAGUGGAUUUGGAGAAUGGAGACAACAUUCUUGGUUACAUUUGUGGCAAGAUUAGGAAGAAUUUCAUUCGAAUACUCCCUGGAGAUAAAGUGAAAGUUGAGAUGAGUGUUUAUGAUUCAACGAAAGGUCGUAUCAUUUUCAGAAUGAGUAGUAGAGAUUAA
Molecule: messenger RNA, 429 nt
Organism: Microthlaspi erraticum
Lineage: Eukaryota; Viridiplantae; Streptophyta; Magnoliopsida; Brassicales; Brassicaceae
Source: the annotation of a GenBank genome assembly